Messenger RNA from Ruditapes philippinarum (Manila clam), 590 nucleotides. RefSeq names its product perlucin-like protein. The record is from RefSeq and is a predicted model, not a curated record. The coding region runs from base 99 to 572 and encodes 157 amino acids. NCBI's taxonomy places the organism in Eukaryota, Metazoa, Mollusca, Bivalvia, Venerida, Veneridae. The transcript is spliced from 4 exons.
UAUCGCGUAGAAAAUUGAACCAAUUUAACUGUAUUUUGUUAUCUUUAUGUGUGAAUAAUAUGGUUAUAAAAUCAUAAAGUGAAUUAUAAAAAAAUAGAAUGGAGUCAAACAAAGACGUUUUCCAAAUGCUAACGAUACUUGUAUCUAUACUGUGUAUUGGAGGUAUAACUGCGGAUACAUUAUGUCCGGACAAUUGGACAGCGUUCAGAGGUUCGUGCUACCUGUUUCCUCACAAUAAUCUCUCAUUUCACGACGCACAGCGAUUCUGUGAACAUCUUGGAGGAUAUUUAACUCAUGUAAAUGAUGCAACUGAAAAUGCAUUCCUGAAAAGUUAUUUAUCGGAUCUUAAAGAUUCCAUUCACUGGAUCGGGCUGACAGAUGAAGUUACAGAAGGAAUUUGGAGAUGGUACGACAACAACCAGGUAGCUAAUUUUACUAAUUGGCAUAUACUCACUUCUGAACCGAAUGGUGGCAAGGCACAAAACUGUGUAUACAUUGCCGAGGGUCAUGGAUAUGAAUGGAUUGACGCCCCAUGUGACUGGAAACGGACACCACUUUGUGAAAUGAGGUAAAUUGAUAAAUUUAUAUUU